AUGACCACCCACGCCUCGAUCCAAGACCGCACGCCCGAAUUCCGCUCCAUCCUCACCGCCGCACAAAAGUCUCUGGCCCGGCAACGAAAACCCGGCGCGCCCAUCACCUCGCAACAAUCCCAACCCCUCCUCUCGCAAAAUGGAACAUCCACCCCACCCACGCGCAAACAACGCAGCGAAUUCGCCCGCAAUGCCGCGGGAAUCGGAAGAGGCAUCAGCGCGACAAUGGGAAAACUACAGCGAUUGGGAGAACUGGCGAAGCGGAAAACACUAUUCGACGACCGGCCGGUGGAGAUCGCCGAGUUGACGUAUGUGAUUAAGCAAGAUCUCGCUGGGUUGAAUCAGCAGAUUGGCGCGUUACAGCAAUUACAGCGCCAGACGACCAUGGGAGGCAGUGGCGCAUCAAAGGGUGGAGCGGAGCAAGAAGGAGAACACAACAAGAACGUCGUCGUCCUACUACAAGGCCGCCUCGCAGACGUGGGAGUCAAUUUCAAAGAAGUCCUCGAAGUGCGCACCAAAAACAUCCAAGCCUCGCGCACACGACAGGAAGGUUUCGUGUCCUCCGUCGCAACCCAACAACAAGCAUCACAACCCCAAGCCGUCUCAUCUGCGCGCCUCGAUCCAGGCAGGACGGAUUCUCCUCUCUACCAACCGCCUUCCCGCAACCGCAGUCCCAAACCCGGCCAACAAACCCAAGACGUCCUCUCACUCGACCCUUCCUCUUCUUCCGCCCUCUAUUCCUCCUCCUCCGCCACUCAAUCCUCCCAACAACAACUCCAACUCAUGGAAGAAGGAACCUCGACGAACGCCUACAUCUCCCAACGCGGAGAAGCCAUCGAAGCGAUCGAACGCACCAUCAAUGAACUGGGAGGCAUUUUCGGACAACUCGCGCAGAUGGUCUCUGAGCAAGCGGAGCAAAUUCAGCGGAUCGACGCGAAUACGGAUGAUGUGGUGGAUAAUGUGGAUGGCGCGCAAAGGGAGCUGAUGAAGUAUUGGAGUCGAGUGCAGGGGAAUCGGUGGUUGGUGGCGAAGAUGUUUGGGGUGUUGAUGGUUUUCUUUUUGUUGUGGGUGCUGAUUGCGGCGUGA
Messenger RNA from Zymoseptoria tritici IPO323, 1086 nucleotides. RefSeq lists its product as uncharacterized. Gene Ontology annotation, biological process: intracellular protein transport; endoplasmic reticulum to Golgi vesicle-mediated transport; vesicle fusion. Gene Ontology annotation, cellular component: SNARE complex; Golgi membrane; endomembrane system. Lineage: Eukaryota; Fungi; Ascomycota; Dothideomycetes; Mycosphaerellales; Mycosphaerellaceae. The coding region runs from base 1 to 1086 and encodes 361 amino acids. The record is from RefSeq and is a predicted model, not a curated record. Gene Ontology annotation, molecular function: SNARE binding; SNAP receptor activity. The transcript has a single exon.